Penicillium angulare is the source of this 2949-nucleotide messenger RNA. RefSeq lists its product as uncharacterized. The transcript has 5 exons. Lineage: Eukaryota; Fungi; Ascomycota; Eurotiomycetes; Eurotiales; Aspergillaceae. The record is from RefSeq and is a predicted model, not a curated record. The coding region runs from base 1 to 2949 and encodes 982 amino acids. Gene Ontology annotation, biological process: transmembrane transport. Gene Ontology annotation, molecular function: transmembrane transporter activity.
AUGACAGCAACAUUUAUGAUAUAUACAACACUCCUUGUCUUAAUCCAAAUAUCGGCACGAUAUGCGACGAAUCUGAUGGAUCCGAAAGACUACGAUCAGGUAUUAUCGGACCCGAAAGAAAUCCGCGAUCGGAUAUAUGGAAGCAAGAUUGUCAUUGGGUUGGAACAGUGCAUGCUUCUCUCGACAUGGGGUGUCAAGACUUGCAUGUUAAUAUUUUACUGGAGACUUACCCAAAGCUUGCGCUCCAAUCUUUAUAUCAAGAUCCUUUCCGUAUACGUUGCGGUUGGCUUUGUGGUUAUAAUGGUCUGCUACUAUGCUAUUUAUUGUCGUCCCUUUCCCCAAUAUUGGGCGAUGCCUGUAAAGAACAUGCAGUGCGCAACCUACCAGAACUACUCGAUUACUCAAGCCGUCUUCAACAUCUCUUCAGAUGCAGUGAUGUUCGCCAUUCCAAUGCCACUUCUAGUGCGAGCUCAGCUCAAGCGCCACCGGAAGAUGCUCUUACUCGGCGUCAUGAGUCUGGGUCUUUUUACCAUAGUAGCAGCUAUUCUGAACAAAUAUUUCAACUUUGCUUCUCCUUUCACGACAACCUACCAGAUUUGGUACAUUCGUGAAGCCAGUACAGCGAUUUACGUCGCGAACUUAAUGUGCUGGUGGCCAUUACUUCGGAAACUAUUCGGCUUGAAAGCAUUCUCAUACAACAGCAAUCGAGGAAGGCGAGCAAGAGACCUCAAUAACCCCAGCAAAGAUAGCAACGGCUAUUCGCAAAGCGUGUCACGACCGUCAUUCUCUGUUCCUUGUUCUCUGAACUUCGUUCGCCCCGUUUUCAAGAGAGGUGACAAAAAGAUUCCCCCGGAGGCACAGAAUGAUACCCAUCGAUCGAGCCGGGAAGCCAUCACACAUAUUUCAAAUGACUGCAUGGAAGAUUUCAAUCAAGCAGGGGCGUACCCACUCGAGGACUGGAAUAGGGGGACCCACUGCGCAGGGGAUAUUGAAGAUCAAAGGCCUACCAGCCAAGAAUCCAUGGAUAUCUAUCACAACUCACAGUCAAUAUUCUCUCAAGACUACAUAGCUAGGUCGGUGUUCCCCGCCAUUUCCACUGUCACACCCGCUCGCGAGUCGCGUGGUUUCCCCAGGUCUUGGCUUAUGGGGUCUUCUCCGCCCGACAAUUCGGGCCAAUCCCGGCCCAGCAACACGGACAUCAUCAACGAUAGCGACGACGAUACCGAAACUACACCUCUGCACGAUAACAGAAUUCAGCGGGUUUUGCCUACUCCGAUCCUAACGGACAGUCACCGUUUUCCCUCUGUUGGUGAAACCGAAAGAGACCAUGUCCCUGUUACCGAACCCGAAGAGGAAGCAGUCGCUGAAGAGAAACCGGUGACAUGGAGUUCAUUACCAAAGAAGGGCCAACUGGCUAUAUUGACUUUGGCGCGGCUGUCAGAACCGCUGACUCAGACGUCGUUGCAGGCCUAUAUGUUUUAUCAGCUUAAGUCUUUUGAUCGGUCGUUGCCGGACUCGACGAUCUCAGCCCAGGCUGGUAUACUGCAGGGUAGCUUUACGGCUGCACAGUUCCUUACUGCUGUCUGGUGGGGCCGACUGGCUGAUGCAGAUUGGAUGGGUCGUAAGAAGGUUCUAAUGAUUGGGUUAUUUGGUACAUGUGUCUCUGCGCUGGGGUUUGGCUUUUCACGGUCUUUUGUUACUGCCGCCUUGUUUCGCACACUUGGUGGUUUAUUAAAUAGUAACCAGGGUGUUAUGCGAACGAUGAUCUCCGAGAUUAUCGCUGAGAAGAAAUAUCAAUCACGAGCAUUUUUGCUUCUUCCUAUGUGCUUUAAUAUCGGUGUCAUCAUUGGCCCGGUUCUUGGAGGAUCAUUGGCGGAACCUGUCAAGAACUUGCCUUGGCUGUUUGGGCCUGGUUCUUUCCUUGGCGGUAAAAGUGGCGUGUGGUGGAUGGAACACUGGCCAUACGCACUGCCAAACCUUCUAAGUGCUUGUUUCAUAUUCAUGUCAUUCCUUGCAAUUUUCUUUGGACUUGAUGAGUCUCAUGAAUUUGCACGUCAUCGCAGAGACCGGGGCCGAGAACUUGGCAAGAGGAUAGCUCGUGCUUUCUGCAGACACCCUCCACACUAUGAUCCGCUUACUCGCUCUGAGCAGGAUGCAUCUCUCUAUCUGGACAACAAUACACCUUGGUCAGCUCCACCAAGUCCGGUUCGUACACGUUCGCAACCGCCACGUCCACGUAAACGAGCAGGCCUGCGACAAAUCUGUACGCGGAAUGUUCUGCUCACCCUUCUGGCUCAUUUCCUUCUCGCAUUCCACACCAGUGCGUUCAAUGCUAUGACUUUCGUAUUCUUGCCCACUCCUCGUGCCCCCGAAGGUACCCGAAACGGCUUCUUCCACUUUAGUGGAGGUCUAGGUCUACCAUCUUCACGGGUCGGUCUUGCUACUGCAAUCAUUGGCUUCAUCGGCCUUCCUCUUCAAAUCUUCCUAUAUCCCAUAAUCCAAGGAAAACUCGGAACACUCACCUCAUUCCGAGCCUUUCUUCCCCUCUCCCCUGCUGCGUAUCUUCUGAUGCCCUUCCUCGUGGUUAUUCCAAACAUUCCAUAUCUUGUCUGGCCUUCUUUCACCUUCGUGGUGUCGUUGCAAGUCAUAUCCCGCACUUUUGUGCUACCUGCGGCUAUUAUCCUUGUCAAUAAUUGUGUUACCGACUCAACCAUUCUAGGUACGGUACACGGUGUGGCGCAAAGUAUUUCGAGUGCUGCCCGUACCCUGGGCCCGCUGUUGGGUGGAUGGGGAUUGGGUUUGGGUCUCAUGCAUAACAUGGUUGGGGCUGUUUGGUGGGCGUUGGCUAUAGAGUCUUUGCUUGGCUAUGUGGUACUAUGGUUCAUUUAUGAGGGUAAAGGGAUUGAAAAGGCCAAGCCCGAUGCAGAGGAAGAAGAGGCGGAGCAAUGA